AUGGCUCCCCAAACCGCAGAGCAAAUCAUCGCCGAGCUCAGCGCGCCGCCGCCCGUGGGUGCCCCUCACGCCGUACCGAUCCCCGGCUCCGAGCGCCCCAACCGCACCGCCGUCUACCGCCACUGGCGUUUCCGCGAUCAGCCUCUCCUGACCAAGCUCGAGCCCGAGGUCGAGUCCGUUCACGAUCUCCUCGAGCUCGCCAUCAAGAAAUAUGGCCCUAGAAAGGCGCUUGGUGUGCGCAAGUGGAAUCCCGCCACGCAGGAGCACGAGAACAAGUUCGACUGGAUGACAUAUGCUGAGAUGGGCGAGCGUCGCAAAAACCUUGGCGCUGGUAUUGUCGACGUUGUUCAGCAGGCCGGCUACACUAACAGCAAAUACGGUGUUGGUAUCUGGUCUCCCAACAGCCCGGAGUGGCACCUUGUUGAUAUGGCCUGUACCUCGCAGAGCCUCUUCAGUGUGUCGCUCUACGAGACGCUCGGCCCCGACACCACCGAGUACAUUAUCAACCAUGCCGAGCUCCCGGCUGUUGCUUGCACGGCCAACCACAUCCCCGUUCUCAUCAAGCUCGCCUCCCGUGUGCCUACUCUGAAGAUCAUCAUCUCCAUGGAUCCCUUGGACAAGGGCGAGCACAAGGACAAGAACCCUGGUAACAUCCUGAGAGACAUCGCCGCUCAGAGUGGCCUGAAGCUCUAUGAACUCCAGCAACUUGAGGAGAUUGGCCUCAAGAGCGGCCGUGGCUUCCGGCCCCCCACAUGGAACGACAUUACCACAAUCAACUAUACCUCGGGUACCACUGGUCCUCCCAAGGGUGUUGUCAUGCACCAGGGAAAUGCUGUCUCGGCUAUCAACGGUGCUCGCUCCAUGGGCAACGUCCAGGCUAACGACAUUCACAUGUCGUAUCUGCCCCUCGCUCAUAUCUAUGGCCGCAUGAUCGACCAGCUUGCCAUCGUCUCCGGUGCCGCCGUUGGUUUCUUCCGUGGCGAUGUGCUCGGACUCGUGGACGACAUGAAGCUCCUGAAGCCGACGUCCUUCCCCUCUGUGCCCCGUCUCUUCAACCGCUUCAACUCGGCCAUCAAGGCAGCCACUGUUGAGUCACCCGGCUUCAAGGGUGCCCUCUCCCGACACGUCAUCGAGGUCAAGAAGGGCUACAUGCGCCAGCCGCCCGGAAGCACCACCAACACACACUUCUUCUACGAUAGACUCUGGACCAAGAAGGUCCGUGCUGCCGUCGGUCUCGACAACGCCCGUUCCAUGAUCAGCGGCAGUGCCCAGCUUGACCCCGAUGUGCAGGAGUUCCUCGGUGCUGCGUUCGGCAACGAGUUCCGCCAGGGUUACGGCAUGACGGAGACGUAUGCCGGCGCUACCGUGCAGCUGAGCCGCGAUUACUCCGCUGGCAACCUGGGACCUCCUCUCCCCUGUCUCGAGCUUUGCCUCGAGUCGGUCCCCGACUACAACUACAGCGUCGACGACAAGCCUAACCCCCGUGGUGAAGUGCUCAUGCGUGGUCCUACCAUGUUCCAGGGAUACCACAAGAACGAGGAGGAGAACAAGAAAGCCCUCGAGGCUGACGGCUGGUUCCACUCGGGCGAUAUCGGCGAAAUUGACAGCCUUGGCCGUCUCCGUAUCAUCGACCGUAAGAAGAACGUCCUCAAGCUCGCACACGGUGAGUAUAUCUCGCCGGAGCGCAUCGAGAACGUCUACCUGGGCAACACCAACAUUGUCGCCACCGCGUACGUGCAUGGUGAUUCCAAGGAGGCUACUCUCGUGGCCAUCUUUGGCGUCGAUCUGGAGAACUUCCCCCCGUUUGCCAGCAAGGUCCUGGGCAAGCCCGUUCCCGCCGGCGACCACGCUGCCAUCAACGCCGCCGCCGGCGACCCCAAGGUCAAGGUGGCCGUCCUCAAGGUGCUGGACAAGAUUGGCCGCAGCCACAAGUUCAACAACUGGGAGCGCGUCCGCAACGUGCACCUCGUCAUCGAUCCCUUUACCCCCGACAAUGGCCUGCUGACUCCCACUCUCAAGCUCAAGCGCCCGCAAGCCGCCAAGGCUUUCCGCGGUGAUAUCGACCGCAUGUACGCCGAGGUCAAGGCCACGGAGGAGCCUAGCAAGUUUAAGCUGUAG
Messenger RNA from Cordyceps fumosorosea ARSEF 2679, 2118 nucleotides. Its product is annotated as long-chain-fatty-acid-CoA ligase 1. NCBI's taxonomy places the organism in Eukaryota, Fungi, Ascomycota, Sordariomycetes, Hypocreales, Cordycipitaceae. The coding region runs from base 1 to 2118 and encodes 705 amino acids. Gene Ontology annotation, molecular function: long-chain fatty acid-CoA ligase activity. The transcript has 3 exons. The record is from RefSeq and is a predicted model, not a curated record. Gene Ontology annotation, biological process: long-chain fatty acid metabolic process. Gene Ontology annotation, cellular component: membrane; endoplasmic reticulum.